GAGAGGAGAAAGCAUGUUCAUGCUUUGUCGGCCAUGACAUCCAUUCUCUAAGGUCUCAUUCUCUUAAUAUUCUUAUCAAUUACACAAAGUGGGAUUUUCUUCAAAAUCAUUUCGUAGGAGACAAAAGAAUCAGUGACCCUUUUUCAUUUUCUUUAUCAUGAUCAUUAGAAAAGUGGGAAAUUUAUUGCACUUUCAUUUGCAGCUGUAUAGAGCCAAACCAAGAUUCCUAGUGCUACUAUUCAGGCCACUACGACUCUUCUUGUUUUUCGAACUCGAUGAGUGACCAAGUUCUGCCAAGUAAAUAUACAUACACCUGAGCCCAGUUGGAGUUCUCUUCUCUUGGUGGUGAUUCCCAGAAACUAAACUGAAUUUCUUUGGUGGGUUCUCUCUCUGUUUGGUGGUCGAAUUGUCUGUUCAGACAGGUAUGUAAAACCAGUCUACCUAUUUGAAUCUUCUUUAUAUGAUGAAACUGGUUUGUGAAGAACGUAUGGAGCUGACUUGGCCUAAUUGAUAUAAAACCUUUUGUGUUUAGUAGCCAUUAAUAAUUCAUGUUGUGAAAUUCUCUUUCAAUGAGUAUGGAGAAAAUAGCAUGCAAUUUGUUGAUCACUGUACUUUUUAUGGCUACCCUUCCGGUUGAUGGGUCAGACGGGCUUAAUGCUGAGGGUCAAUACCUUUUAGAUAUAAAAAGAAGCUUUUUUGACACACACACACAUCUGGGUAAUUGGAACUCUAAUGAUUCCACACCUUGUGGAUGGAAAGGAGUGAUUUGCAGCAAAGAUAAUUAUAUCCAAGAUCCAGUUGUGCUGCAACUAAACUUGAGUCUAAUGAAUCUCACUGGUACUCUUUCUCCUAGAAUUGGUGGAUUGGUUCACCUGACUGUACUUGAUGUUUCUUCUAAUAACUUGAGUCAGAAUAUACCAAAGGAGAUUGGGAACUGUUCAUCUCUGGAAACUCUUAAUCUGAAUAACAACAAUUUUGAAGGCCAAAUACCCUUAGAAAUAGGCAAGCUUUCUAAUUUGUCAACCUUGAAUCUGUGCAACAACAGAUUAUCUGGGCCUUUUCCUGAAGAGAUUGGGAACCUUGCUUCUCUAACCCAGUUGAUUGCAUACACUAAUAAGCUUACGGGGCCUUUGCCAAGUUCUUUUGGGAAUCUUAAAAGCCUAACAUCUUUCAGGGCAGGUCAAAAUAAGAUCUCAGGAAGCUUACCCUCUGGGAUAGGUGAAUGUUUUAACUUGCAGUUUCUGGGUCUUGCUCAAAAUCAGUUGACUGGAGAGAUUCCAAAAGAGAUUGGAAAGCUCAAGAAAUUGACUGAUUUGAUUCUUUGGGAAAAUAUGCUUUCUGGUGUUGUUCCAAAAGAGCUUGGGAACUGUACCAUGUUGGAGACUCUUGCUCUCUAUCAGAACAAGCUUGUAGGGGAGAUACCCAAGGAGAUUGGAAACCUGGUGUUUAUCAAGAAAUUAUAUCUGUACAGAAAUGAAUUAAACGGGACACUACCUAGAGAGAUUGGCAACCUUUCACUAGCACUUCAUCUUGACUUCUCAGAGAACUUUUUGACUGGUGAGAUACCAGUGGAGUUGAGUAACAUCUCAGGGCUGAUGUUACUCUAUCUCUUUGAAAACCAGUUUGAAGGCCUUAUUCCAAAAGAGCUCACAAGAUUGAAAAACUUGACAAAGCUUGAUCUCUCAAUCAAUUUCCUCUCUGGUCCAAUUCCAGCUGGACUUCAAUACUUGAAAAACUUGACUCAGCUUCAACUCUUUGGAAAUUCACUCACCGGCAUCAUUCCUCAGUCACUUGGAUUAUAUAGCCCACUUUGGGUUGCUGACUUGUCUGAAAACAGCUUAACAGGAAGGAUUCCUCGCCAUCUUUGCAAAUAUUCUAACUUGAUUUUGUUAAACCUGGGCUCAAACAGGCUCACUGGAAAAAUCCCAUCUGGGAUCACAAGCUGCAAGACCUUGGUGCAGAUUCGCCUAGUUGGGAACAAUCUUACAGGGAGUUUUCCAUCUGAUCUAUGCAAAUUGGUAAAUGUGUCAGCCAUUGAGUUGGAUCAUAACAAGUUCAGUGGUGCCAUUCCUCCAGAGAUUGGCCACUGCAGAGCUUUGCAAAGGCUUCUUCUUUCGAACAACUACUUCAAUUCUGAGUUGCCAAAAGAAAUUGGAAACCUUUAUCAGUUGGUGAUCUUUAAUGUGUCCUCAAACUCUCUUUCUGGAAGGAUUCCAUCUGAGAUUUUCAAUUGCAGUAUGCUGCAGCGGCUUGAUCUUAGUCAUAACACCUUUGUUGACGAUUUGCCAAGCAAAGUGGGAACACUUUCUCAUCUUGAGCUUCUCAAACUUUCUGAUAAUAGCCUUUCAGGGAAGAUACCUGUCACAAUAGGAAGUCUCUUGCGUUUGACUGAGCUGCAAAUGGGUGGCAACUCAUUUUAUGGCGGUAUACCAGCUGAGUUGGGCUCCCUUUCAAGCUUGCAGAUAGCACUGAAUCUCAGUUACAACAAUCUCUCUGGGGAGAUUCCUUCAGCACUUGGAAAUCUUGUCUUACUAGAAUACCUUCUGCUCAACAACAACAAUUUGAGUGGUGAAAUUCCAAGCUCUUUUCAGAAUCUCUCAAGUUUACUUGGCUGCAACUUUUCAUACAACCAGUUAUAUGGUCCUGUUCCUGAUUUACAACUCUUUCACAACAUGUCGGUUAGCAGCUACAUUGGAAACCAAGGACUUUGUGGUGGCCCUCUUGGUGACUGCAAAACAACACCAUCUUCUCUCCCAUUUCCUUCAGAUAUGACAAGGUCAGGCAAUCAUGUUGGUAAAGUUAUUGCUAUAGUUGCAGCCUCCAUUGGUGGUGUUUCUCUCAUUCUAAUUGUGGUCAUUAUCUAUGUCAUGAGCCGUCCAGUUGACACCAUUGCUCUCUUGCAAGAAAAUAACAAGCCAUUGUCUUCUACAACAGUUUCAGAUAUCUACUUUUCGCCACGGGAAGGAUUCACUUUCCAAGACUUGGUAAAAGCCACUGAUAACUUUGAUGACAGAUUUGUAAUUGGAAGAGGAGCAUGGGGAACUGUAUACAAAGCAGUUUUGCCAUUUGAUCGAAAAAUUGCUGUCAAGAAGUUAGCAUCAAACAGGGAAGGAAACAGUGUGGACAGUAGCUUCCUUGCUGAAAUCCAAACCUUGGGAACAAUCAGGCACAAGAAUAUAGUAAAGCUAUAUGGUUUCUGUUACCACCAAGGCUCCAAUCUUCUGCUUUAUGAGUACAUGUCAAGAGGCAGCUUGGGAGAAUUGCUUCAUGGAGCUUCCUGCAAUCUUGAUUGGUCAACAAGGUUCAUGAUCGCCCUUGGCGCUGCUGAGGGCCUCGCUUACUUGCAUCAUGACUGCAAGCCUCUAAUCUUUCACCGUGAUAUUAAGUCCAACAACAUUCUUCUUGAUGACAACUUUGAAGCUCAUGUUGGUGAUUUUGGCUUGGCAAAAGUGAUUGACAUGCCACAAUCCAAAUCUAUGUCUGCUGUUGCCGGUUCAUAUGGCUAUAUUGCCCCUGAAUAUGCAUACACCAUGAAAGUUACAGAAAAAUGUGACAUCUACAGCUAUGGAGUUGUCCUUUUGGAGCUGCUCACAGGCAAAACACCAGUGCAGGCCCCAGAACAAGGCUGUGAUCUUGUGACAUGGGUGAGGAACUACAUUCAUAAACACUCGGUUACGCCAGGAUUACUCGAUGCUCGAGUAAAUCUAGAGGAAGAAACUACUCUCUCCCACAUGUUCAGUGUCCUGAGACUUGCUCUACAUUGCACAAGUUUGUCUCCCUUUGAUCGCCCAACAAUGAGGGAAGUUGUCAUUUAUCUUAAAAGAGAAGGAAAACCUUAUGUGUCCCCAACUCUUGACACUAAUUGAAAAAAACAAAAAAAAACAAUAAGGACCUACCACCUUAUAUUAUUGCAUAUAAUAGUUUGUACUGAUUUUUGUCCACCAGUAUGAGUUUUAAUUAAAGGUUCUGUCCUUUUUGUAUGAUAUAUAUUUUUAGACAUAAAAGUAUAUGGUUCACUUCUUAUGGCAUAUGAGUCAAUAGGUUCUCAUAUCAUAUCCUUGUAUUAUUAAAAAACAAUAAUGAAAACUACCAUGUAUAUCCUCUGCAUUAAAUUGCAGUUAAGUUUUCU
This is a messenger RNA of Humulus lupulus (European hop), 4129 nucleotides long. RefSeq names its product probable leucine-rich repeat receptor-like protein kinase At5g63930. Gene Ontology annotation, biological process: hormone-mediated signaling pathway; protein phosphorylation. The record is from RefSeq and is a predicted model, not a curated record. The transcript has 2 exons. Gene Ontology annotation, molecular function: protein kinase activity; ATP binding; protein binding. NCBI's taxonomy places the organism in Eukaryota, Viridiplantae, Streptophyta, Magnoliopsida, Rosales, Cannabaceae. The coding region runs from base 570 to 3866 and encodes 1098 amino acids. Gene Ontology annotation, cellular component: plasma membrane.